This is a messenger RNA of Sporisorium graminicola, 1461 nucleotides long. RefSeq lists its product as uncharacterized. The transcript has a single exon. Bases 1 to 1461 code for a protein of 486 amino acids. NCBI's taxonomy places the organism in Eukaryota, Fungi, Basidiomycota, Ustilaginomycetes, Ustilaginales, Ustilaginaceae. Gene Ontology annotation, molecular function: ubiquitin protein ligase activity. The record is from RefSeq and is a predicted model, not a curated record. Gene Ontology annotation, biological process: negative regulation of gene expression via chromosomal CpG island methylation; protein ubiquitination.
AUGGUUCGACGAAACACAAACAUCGACAUGCUAGACGAAGAUGCGUCGCGGGAGUACGAAGAGCAGAGGCAGGCCAACAUCAAGGCCAAUCUGGAGCUUAUCAUGUCGCUUGGCCUGUAUCAAGGCUCGAAGCUGUUGAAGCCCAAGCCAUCCAGCACGCCGAAAUCCAAAACCAAGAAAGGUGCGUCUCCCGCUGCUGCCUUUUCUGCAUCUGCUGGCGAUGAAGAGUUUGCUACUCCAGGUGGAAAGGCGGUGGAGAGGCCGAGACGGAUCACGCGAUCAGUGUCCGGCACGCUAAGUACGCCUAAACGCAGCAGUCGGGGGCUGAAGAGGGGACUGAGCGACGACCAUGUUCACCAUAUCACCGCUCGUAAAACUGCGAGAUUCGGAGCGGACGACUUCGACGCUGGAUCCGCCUCCUCUUCCUCCACCUCCGACGACGAAGCCUCUCCUUCCCGCCCUCGUCGUCGACACCGCCGUUCAGCCGGCAACAUCUCGCUCAAUCCAGACCACCGCCACCGCCAGCUUACCGACCUCCAACGACGCGCCGACCGCCUCGGCAAGCGCAUUCACGACCCUAAGACCUUCGGCCACAUUCCCGGCAUCCCCAUCGGCACGCAGUGGGAGAAACGCAUGGACUGCUCCACGGAUGCUGUGCACGCGCCUACGGUCGCAGGCAUCUCGGGCAAUGAGGCCGACGGCUGCUGGAGCAUCUGCCUCUCCGGCGGCUAUGAAGACGACAUCGACCUCGGCGAGAGCUUCACCUACACCGGCUCGGGAGGGCGCGAUCUCAAGGGCACGGCGAACAACCCGAAGAACUUGAGGACCGCCCCGCAGAGCUCGGACCAGAAGUGGGACGGCAAGAACGCGGCGUUGAGGCGGUCGGUGGAGACGAAGAAGCCGGUGCGGGUGGUGCGCGGGUGGAAGGCGGGCGGGAGGUAUGCGCCAAGUGAAGGGUACGUGUAUUGUGGGCUGUACAGGGUGGAGCGCGCGUGGAGGGAGAGUGGCGCAAGCGGGUGGCUGGUGUGCAAGUUCCACUUUGUGCGCUUGAAAGGUCAGGCUGCUCUCCCCACUUUCGACCACGACGAUGUCGACGACGAGAAAGACCAUGACCAGAACGAGAACGAGGACGCACCGGAUACGCAAACCUCCGCCGAAGACGCACCCCCCUCCGCCGCCAUCGUGACCAUCGACCUCCCCCUCGCCCUCCCCCCCUCGCCCUCCCCCUCGCCCUCCCGUUCGCCCGCACCUGUCUCACCACAUCCAAUCCUCCGAUCCCCGGCCUUCGACCGCACCUCCUACAUCAUCCUCUCGGACGACGAGAACGACGAAGCGGAGGAAGUCGAGCACACGCUACUGCAGCUCGAACUCGACCCGCCUGCAAAGAAGCUGCUCAUCGAGAAGGCCGCGCCAACCCCGAGGCGCUCGUCGAGGAAGUCGAUCCGGAGACGCGCGAGCUGA